Daldinia caldariorum is the source of this 1286-nucleotide messenger RNA. RefSeq names its product Clavaminate synthase-like protein. NCBI's taxonomy places the organism in Eukaryota, Fungi, Ascomycota, Sordariomycetes, Xylariales, Hypoxylaceae. The transcript has 2 exons. The record is from RefSeq and is a predicted model, not a curated record. Bases 1 to 1143 code for a protein of 380 amino acids. Gene Ontology annotation, molecular function: oxidoreductase activity.
AUGGCUACUACACUAGAACAAACGCCAAUACGGCCGUUUGAGUCUGAGAAGAUAGCUUUCCCCUUGCUGUCCUUCGAGCAGUUUGAUCUUCCAUCAAGCAAUCAACGGAUACUCGGACCACCGCACCCGGAGGGCACCGUGACACCACUAGCCCUACGGCCGUCGACUCCUAACGACGCGGCGCUUGACCUCGACACUGUUAUUGAAACGGUGAGGUAUCUCCAAGCUCAGGGUGAUAUUUUGACGAAGAAACUGGCAGUUCAUGGGACGCUACUUUUCAGGGAUGAGAUCAUCGGAAUUGUAGUAGAUAGGCCCUUACUUGCACCUAAUGUCGCUCCAGCCAACGAGUCGCCCAAGGAAGUCCUCAUCUACAACCAUAACGAAUCUCCCCAAGUCCCUCACGCCCCCGAGUACGUGUUCUUCUACGGCCACAAGGCGCCCGAGAAGGGCGGGGAAACGCCCAUAUCCUCGUCGCUGGAGCUCUUCCGCCGCGCGCAGCAAGAGGUCCCCGAGUUAGUAGACGAGCUCGCGAAGAAGGGCAUCCUUAGCAAGGUCACGUACAAGACCGAGAGGCAGUACGCCGGCGGGUCGACGCUCAGGCAGGCCUUUGGCAAGGCGAUCGAGGACGGAGACGACGAGGCUGCCAGGCGCGCCAAGGUCGAGGCGCAGAUCGCGCGGUACGCCCGCGGCCCGCACACGACGUGGGAGUGGACGUCCGACGGGAUCGUGCUGACGCACCGGCUGCCCGCGGUCCGGACGCAGCCGGGCACGGGGCUGCCGACGCUGUUCACGGGGCUCGCGGCGUACUACAAGAACACGCGGGCGAGCGCCGCGGGGGCAGCGGCUUCGGCUUCGGCUUCCGGGCGGAAGAACGUCACGCAGCAGCUGUACGGGGACGGGACGCCGAUCCCGGAGGAGUACCUGGCGGCGCUGGCGAGGAUCACGGACGAGAUCCGCGUGCUGCACAAGUGGCAGCGGGGCGACGUGCUCGUGUACGACAACAUCGUCGCGCAGCACGGGCGGGAGCCCUGGCAGGGCGAGCAGUCGGACCGCGUGGUGAUGGCGAGCUUGUUCGACGGCCAGGUUCCUGGGGCGUAUAGCUCGGAGGACUGGGCGCAGGUCGUUCAGGCUCUAGAUGGGUAGCUAGGUACGUUGCAUGGUUUAUAGCAUUUAAUUAAUGCUGAGAGUGUGAUAGAUGUUGUAGUCGUAUCUUCACGACAUCGUUGAAGUAAGACUGACUUGGCAGAAGUAGGUAAGGGAAAACUGAAAUCUAUUUGCUGUUAUAU